AGAGUAACGGCUGCGCCGUGGCGUGCGCAGCGCUGGGUGUACGUGGGCGACGAGGAGCUGCGCGAGUACCCGCUUGGGGCGCUGCAGGCGGCGGCGGCGGCGGCGGCGGGGGCGACGGUGAUGGUGGUGGACGCAGACCUGCAGCUGGACGCGGCGCGCGCCCUUGUCGCCUCCGUCAGCAGCCGCCUCCAGGUCGUCUUCCUUUCCUCGGGCCACGCUGCAGGAAUUGCGACUAAUGGGCGGCCGCUGGCCCUGCGCGCGCUGGAGGGGGCGUGGCCCGGGCUGCGGGGCGGCGUGGGCGGGGCGGCGCUGGCGGCGCUGGCGCGCGGCCGGGCGGUGGCGCUGGGCGCCGCCCCCGAGGAGCCCCCGGUGCCGUGCCUGUACGUGGCGCGCGUGCUGGAGCACCCGCCGGCGCUGGACGCGGCCGUGCUGCGCGCGCUGCGCCCCGAGGCCGACCUCCUC
Messenger RNA from Gryllus bimaculatus (two-spotted cricket), 462 nucleotides. The record is from the annotation of a GenBank genome assembly. Lineage: Eukaryota; Metazoa; Arthropoda; Insecta; Orthoptera; Gryllidae.